This is a messenger RNA of Helianthus annuus (common sunflower), 1491 nucleotides long. RefSeq names its product two-pore potassium channel 1. NCBI's taxonomy places the organism in Eukaryota, Viridiplantae, Streptophyta, Magnoliopsida, Asterales, Asteraceae. Gene Ontology annotation, cellular component: plant-type vacuole membrane. The record is from RefSeq and is a predicted model, not a curated record. Gene Ontology annotation, molecular function: potassium ion leak channel activity. The coding region runs from base 161 to 1258 and encodes 365 amino acids. Gene Ontology annotation, biological process: stabilization of membrane potential; potassium ion transmembrane transport. The transcript is spliced from 3 exons.
GGCUUAGUAUAAAAUUGCACUUCACUUUGUCUACAAGUUAUAACUGUCUGAAACUGAAACUGAAACAAACAAUAUGGAUAAUUGCUUCUGCUAGCACCUCCAGAAACCGAAUCCUAUAAUCCAGAGAGGCCUACCAAGAACUGUUGCACACCGAGCCGCCAUGUCAUCAAACGAUGGAAACCGAACGUCACCAACAACCCCUAGCCAACCACAACCCUCACUAGCAAAAGAUCAAAUAACCUCCCUUAAAAGAAAACGAUUCAGGCGAAUUAAAAGCGCCCCGACAUCAGAUUCAUUUCCUUCACAAUCCAAAUCGACCGCCUCUCUUCCACGGCCCAAAUCUGUUUUUAACUACCUCCAUCCAAGUUACCGAAAAGUAGCCAUCAUAUUAUGCAUCUACUUGGGUACCGGCACGCUUUGUUUUUACUUCCUUAGACACCAAAUCAAAGGCCGAAAAACAAACAGCGUUCUGGACGCAGUUUAUUUCACAGUGGUCACAAUGACUUCUGUUGGGUACGGAGAUCUUUUCCCCGGUAGUGAUCUUACAAUACUACUCGCCUGCUUAUUUGUCUUUUUUGGUAUGCUUCUUAUCGGGCUGGUACUAAGUAAAGCUGCAGAUCUUUUAGUCGAAAAACAAGAACUACUUCUUGCGAAAGCGUUUCAUAUGCAUCAAACCGUUGGUACUGCAGAAACGCUUAAAAGAAUGGAAUCAAAUAGAGUUAGAAACAAGUGUAUACUGUUGGUUGUUUUGCUGGUGGUUCUUAUGGGGGCCGGGACCGCGGUUUUGGUUGCUGUUGAGGAUUUGGAUUUUGUUCACGCGUUUUAUUGUGUCGUGGGCACGAUCACGAGCUUAGGUUAUAUUGAUAAGUGUUUUUCAACGAAAGGGGGGCGGGUUUUUGCUUUGUUUUGGAUAUUGUCGGGGACUAUUUAUUUAGGCCAGUUGUUGUUUACUUUUGCUGUGUUGCAUACUCAAAGGAGACAGAAAUCGUUAGUCAAAUGGGCUCUUAAAAGAAAGACGACACCUGCGGAUCUUGAGGCGGCUGAUCUCGAUGAUGACGGGGUUGUUGUGGCGGCGGAGUUCAUCCUAUAUAAACUAAAAGAAAUGGGAAAGAUCAGCCAAGAAGACAUGACGCCGAUCAUGGAAGAGUUUGAAAGGCUGGACUUUGAUAAAUCCGGCACAUUGACUACAUCCGAUGUUCUGCUUUCACAAUCAUCAUGGUACGACCCAAAGAUGUUGCUUACGCAAACAUCCGUCUGAUGUUGCACAUGACACAACUAUAAGGGAAAUAUGAUAGGUAACUGUUUUAUUAGGUAAAUCUAGUUGCUAAUAUACUAAUUUAUUUGUUUUAUCAGAAAAUCAUACUUUUAUUGAUUGUCACGAUAAAAUCGUGUUGUAAUAACUUUUGUACUAAAGCUAUUUUGUUUGUAGACUAUCAAGAUCAUGUGUAAUAUAUGGGACUAAAGCUAUAAACUGAAAAGCGUGUUUAACAC